This is a messenger RNA of Miscanthus lutarioriparius, 996 nucleotides long. Lineage: Eukaryota; Viridiplantae; Streptophyta; Magnoliopsida; Poales; Poaceae. The record is from the annotation of a GenBank genome assembly.
AUGAGCAGAAGAUACGGGGCUGACAGCGGGAGGGCUGCCUCAGAUAUGACAAGGAAGCUCAGAGAGUUGCUGCAAAAGAGCGACAACCGCAUAUGUGCUGACUGCAGUGCACCUGAUCCCAAAUGGGCAUCAGCUAAUAUUGGAGUAUUCAUUUGUCUAAAAUGCUCUGGUGUUCACAGAAGCCUUGGGACACAUGUUUCAAAGGUGCUGUCAGUCAGUCUAGAUCAAUGGGCAGAUGAUGAGAUCAACUCCAUGAUAGAAGUUGGUGGAAACUCUUAUGCUAAUGCUAUAUAUGAAGCAUUUCUGCCAGAGGGCUAUCACAAGCCGCAUCGAGAUUCUAGCCAGGAAGAGAGAGCUGAUUUCAUCAGGUCGAAGUAUGAGCUGCAAGAAUUUCUGAAGCCAAGCCUAAGGUUAGUUUCUAAUAAGGGCUCUUUAGAGGCUACCGGCUCUCGGAAACAUACGGGCAGUAAUGUCUCUCUUUCUGCUAGUUUCAACAGUGAGGCUGGAAUGGUUGAGUUUAUCGGAAUACUAAAAGUUAAAGUAAUAAGAGGGACUAAAUUAGCUGUAAGAGACCUGAUAAGUAGUGACCCCUAUGUUGUACUGACCCUAGGACAACAGAAAGCAAAGACUUCUGUGAUUAAACGUAAUCUGAAUCCUGUUUGGAAUGAAGAGCUUAAGCUGUCAGUUCCUCAGCAGUACGGACCUCUGAAGCUUCAAAUGUUCGACCAUGACAUGCUAUCAAAGGAUGACAAAAUGGGCGAUGCCGAGAUUGACCUGCAGCCGAUGAUCAGUGCAGCUACAGCGUUUGGCGACCCUGACCUACUCGCGGACAUGCAGAUCGGCAAGUGGCUCAAGUCCCCAGACAAUGCGCUGGCAAGGGACAGCGCCGUCAAUGUGAUCGGUGGCAAGGUCAAGCAGGAGGUCUCUCUGAGGCUGCAGAACGUGGAAUCCGGGGAGGUAGAACUGGAGCUGGAGUGGAUACCUCUCAAUCAGUAG